Ceutorhynchus assimilis (cabbage seed weevil) is the source of this 1197-nucleotide messenger RNA. The record is from the annotation of a GenBank genome assembly. NCBI's taxonomy places the organism in Eukaryota, Metazoa, Arthropoda, Insecta, Coleoptera, Curculionidae.
AUGUCUGAACCUGAACCUAAACCCGAACCUGAACCUAAACCCGAACCUAAACCCAUGCAAACCCAUUGGGGCGCUUCAAAGGAAGUUACGGACGCUAUUGUGGCCUGCUUGGAGUCUGGCUUUAAAAGACUGGUGGAAUCAGACUCGAACUCGCUGUUGAAGAAGUUCUUAACGAGGGAAAUACUAGACAAAAUUAAGAUGAAGACUUCUAAAUAUGGGGCCACGCUGCAAGAUUGCAUUGAUCCUGGUGUAAACAAUCUUGCGUUGGAAAUUGGGCUGAACGCAGUCGACCCGGACUGCUACAGAGUGUUCGCAGACCUUUUCGUACCUAUUUUAGAGGCAUAUCACAAAAUUGGAAAAGAUGGUCAGCAACUAGGCAUCGACGAUUGGGGCUUCACCCCUGUCUUUAAAAAUGUGGACCCCGAGGGAGAAUAUGUUCUGUUCACUGGAGUAACAUGUUUCAGGAACGUGAAAGGGUUUCCGUUCAGUCCCCUUAUGACUAAGGACAACUUUUUGGACGUUGAAACUGAUGUACGUCUCACGUUAAGACAUCUUUCUGGAGAAUUGGCUGGGCGUUAUCAUUCUUUGUCAGAUGUACCAGGAAAUCGCCGAUACCAGUUCAUCGCUGACAAUUACUUUCACCAUGGUAAACGCAUAGGAAGAGCAGAAGGUUGCCCCCAUUGGCCAACUGGUAGAGGGCUUUACUAUAAUUCUGCAAAAACCUUUGUGGUUUAUGUUGGUGAGGAAGAUCACGUCACCAUAAUAAGCAAGCAACCAGGAGGAGAUGUAGGAGCAGUAUUCAAUAGGUUGGUAAAGGGACUUGAAAAUCUCCAACAAUGGAUUGAAUUUUCCACUGAUAUGAGAUUCGGGUACUUGACGGCUUGUCCUUCAAAUGUGGGUCAAGCGGUUCGCCCAUAUUUUCAUAUGAGAAUUCCCAAACUUGCCGCUAACAUGCCUAAACUCGUUGAGCUGGCUGCCCACUAUGAUAUGGCAGUAAAAGAAAUUAGAGAAGGGUCCAUCAACACGCAUGCUAUUUAUGAGCUGACUAAUACGAAACGUUUGGGGACUCCAGAAUACCAGAGUGUGAAGAAAAUGGCGCUUGGUAUCAUUAAAAUUAUUGAGAAUGAAAAAGCCGCACCACCAGUGGAUAAUUCGAAACUAUAUGGCCAAUCAACCUCAGGGGAGCAAAGCUGCUGA